Pomacea canaliculata is the source of this 3211-nucleotide messenger RNA. Its product is annotated as ras-related protein Rab-14. NCBI's taxonomy places the organism in Eukaryota, Metazoa, Mollusca, Gastropoda, Architaenioglossa, Ampullariidae. The record is from RefSeq and is a predicted model, not a curated record. The transcript has 10 exons. Gene Ontology annotation, molecular function: GTPase activity; GTP binding. Gene Ontology annotation, cellular component: recycling endosome; phagocytic vesicle; Golgi apparatus. The coding region runs from base 298 to 942 and encodes 214 amino acids. Gene Ontology annotation, biological process: phagosome maturation; endocytic recycling; Golgi to endosome transport.
ACAGACAACUCUCCCGUGAAUGUGCUGACUAGACUGGUACCGGAUUAGCGUCCCCUAUCUCCGCCCCUCGGCAGAUGUCACUGCGCUCCAUGGGGCAGACGGCCAUCUUGGCAUACGGGGAUAAACAUACGUCGUCGUCCUGCGUUUUGGGUUCCAUUUUAUACAGUCAGAACAUCCGUGCCACCUCAAGAAGUCGUCAUUGAAGCCCUCAAAAACAGUAGAAGUGGAAGUUUAAAAGCUUGAAGGACAUCAAGACUAAUCCAGUCGUGGAGAAUCCUACAAGGAGAUAUAUUGAAGAUGUCUGCAGGGCCGUAUAAUUACAGUUACAUAUUCAAGUACAUCAUCAUAGGAGAUAUGGGUGUGGGCAAAUCUUGCCUGCUUCACCAGUUUACAGAGAAAAAAUUCAUGGCUGAUUGUCCACACACUAUUGGAGUUGAGUUUGGCACCAGGAUCAUCGAGGUUGCAGGACAGAAAAUAAAGCUUCAGAUAUGGGACACAGCAGGCCAGGAACGAUUCCGUGCUGUCACUCGCAGCUACUACCGUGGGGCAGCUGGUGCUCUCAUGGUGUAUGACAUCACAAGAAGAAGCACAUACAACCACCUUAGCAGUUGGCUGACAGAUGCCCGCAACCUCACUAAUCCUAACACCGUGAUCUUUCUUAUUGGCAACAAGUGUGAUCUGGAGGCCCAGCGAGAUGUAACUUAUGAAGAGGCCAAACAGUUUGCUGAAGAGAAUGGUCUGAUGUUCCUUGAGUGCAGUGCCAAAACAGGAGAAAAUGUAGAAGAUGCAUUUCUGGAUACAGCAAAGAAGAUUUACCAAAACAUCCAAGAUGGAAGCUUGGACCUCAAUGCAGCAGAAUCUGGCGUGCAGCACAAACCAGCCACACCACGCAGCCCCAUCAGCAACGACCAGCCACCCAGUAAAGAAUCCUGUGCUUGCUAGUCCCACGGUCAGAGGUCGUCAUUCUCUUCAUUUCUUCCUCUCAUUUUAAUGUCCACAGGUGGUACCCUUUCUCACUGCAGUAUCCUGUUCUGUCUGGCCUCGUCUCUCACAGCCAAUCUUUUCUUCCUUUAACAGUUCUUUCCUUUUGUUAUGGAGUGGACACCACAUUUGCUGCACCCUGGCAGAUGACUUGAGUCAUUCCAGCAGAACGCGACAUGAAUACGGCCAUGUGUGGAUGUGUCAGAUUUGGGGUUGGGGGAAGGGCACUGGUUUUAAAUGAUGGCCAGUUUAUCAAGAUAAAUGCUGCUUUGGACACCAACCACAGGAGAUUGUGAUUAGAACUGAGGCACUGCAUCAUUUCUGACUGUGCAAUUACCCGUUGGGGAAAUGACUGUAAAUAACAAAAAAAAAAAAAAUGUGAUUUGAAUCAUCUGAAGUAGAUCAUGCACUGUAACCCUUGUAGAAUGUGCAUUUCUGUGUCAGAGUGGCUGCACAUGUCUGUGUGUGAGUGUGUAUGCCUGCUUGGGUGGGUGAUGCAUGCAUGGGCUGGGAUGUUGGAGAGAUGCUGACCAGUGUCAGUUCGUAGAAGUGUGCACAAUGUUGAGGACACCUAGCUACUGCUAGUUAGUAGCAGGGCAUCGCACAGAUUAUCUGUCAGCCUUUCCGUCAAAGUAGCUUCAAGUAAUGUGGUGGUAAGCCCUGGUGACUGCUGGCUAUUUGUUUUCUGGAUAGUGUACCACAUCAUAUCCUUAUCAACUGACGCUGUGACUUUGGUCACUACACAGCUUUAGAAUGUUUAGCAGCUCUUUAGGGGUUUUUGUUCUUAUUGAUCUGUUAAUUGUGUUUGAAGUUUACAUAAUUUUUAACAGUCCAUUUGGAAUUUCCUUAUUUUAGUUAAAUAUCAUAGAAAUGAAAAAGUUGUGAAACAGUGUUUCACAGUAGUUUCAGCUAUGCUUGAGUGGCAGAUGGUUAUCUAACACAUUGCCUUGAUGACUUGUUCAGAGUACGCACAAACACCACCACCCCUGACCAAUUCCAUUUGACUUGGUGGUAUAUUUUUGGGGUCGCAUUAGAUUCUAAAAUGGGGUAGACUCUGGCAUUAAACGAAACAUUGUGUUCCCCCUGUUGUAAAUGUGCUGUUUACAGAAGAUUCACUUGUGCACGAAACAUAUCCUGAUAUGGUAUAAAAUUAGUGAAGUAAUUUUGAGACUUAAAAACUUUAGUGAUGGUAUGAUGGUAAAAAAAAAAAUCCAGUGUUCGGAUGGAUUUCUUGUCAUGAAAAGCUGUUGUAAAAGGAAAAAAUUUGCUUAUAGCAAAAAACCAGUUGCCGUUUCCUGACCUGAGUAACGCAUUUGAGAAAGACAACUAGCAUACCACAGAGUAUCAGGCUUUGUUGACAAAGGGUGAUAGUCUUGUACUUGCUCAUGCUCAGUCUUAUAGGGUGGGUGAGUGCAAUGUCCAGUGUUGUGUGUGUGGGGGGGGGGGGGGCUCAAAUUGAUUUUUGUUGGUCAAAUAUUUUUAGAAGGCCAUUGCUAAGCCCUUGGAUCUAGAAAUGAUGUGCAUGCAGAUGCCCACAUACUGGUUAUCUGGCAAAGAAAUGAUAAUCCCUGUGUAUGGAUGAUCAUUCAUCAAGACACAGGUGAGUGAGGUAUGGUGUAUAGGUCAGUGCUAGUGCAUGUGACCUCUCCCUGUGUGAUUUAGUGGGGUGAUUGAGCAGUUGAAACGACAGUGGCUUAUUGAAGUUAAAAUAUGGAUGAUCUUUAUGAACGAAAUAGGGGCUUAUGGUAGAAAAUUCAUUAUUAUGUGGGAUUUUUUUCUAAAGUGUUUGAUGAAUUUAUUUAUUCAUUUUAUUUAUCAUGUUGGACUGCCAGUGGGAAAAUGCCAAUGCAGCUACCCCUGGCAGGCUCUCAUUAAACAUUUUUCUUCAUAGAAUUCCAUUUGUUGUUAAUAAGUUCACAAAGACGCAUAUACAUAGACACGUAUAAAUGUGUGGGACUGAACAAGUAGAAAUACUUUACCUUCAGAGGACGGGAGCACAAGCAGAGUGCAGGAAUGACAACUUGGUGUGAAAUGUUUGUUUUCACAUGUACGUUGGACUUGCUUUGUGUCCAUGUUUGUGUCUGGUGGUGUUAGCAUUUUCUCAAGCAGUGUAUGUUAUGCUGGACUAAGAUACAUGUGCACUGGGCUCCGUGGACUGGGCAACUCCUGGUCAGGACAUGGAGCCUAGACUACAAGAGAUCAUGAGAAAUAAACUUUGUGUGAGAUCAGA